Molecule: messenger RNA, 3564 nt
Organism: Capronia epimyces CBS 606.96
Lineage: Eukaryota; Fungi; Ascomycota; Eurotiomycetes; Chaetothyriales; Herpotrichiellaceae
Exons: 1
Coding region: 1-3564 (1187 amino acids)
Biological process (GO): ribosome biogenesis; endonucleolytic cleavage of tricistronic rRNA transcript (SSU-rRNA, 5.8S rRNA, LSU-rRNA); maturation of SSU-rRNA from tricistronic rRNA transcript (SSU-rRNA, 5.8S rRNA, LSU-rRNA)
Cellular component (GO): nucleus; 90S preribosome
Molecular function (GO): GTP binding; U3 snoRNA binding; GTPase activity
Source: RefSeq, a predicted model, not a curated record
AUGGAGACCCAGUCAAAUAGGCCGCAUAGGGCCCCGAAAGAGAAGAAGAAGCCGCAGAGGGGCGAGCGAAAUGUGAAAGCCUUUGCGGUCGCCAACCCUGGCCGGCUGGCAAAGCAGGCUGUCCGCUCCAGCGACAUCAAGGAAAAGAGACUCCAUGUCCCUCAAGUCGACCGGCUGCCCGAGGAAGCGCCUCCCAUUGUCGUUGCCGUGGUCGGACCUCCGGGUGUGGGAAAGACCACCCUCAUCAAGAGUCUCAUCAAGCGAUACACCAAACAGACCCUCUCCCACCCGAUCGGGCCUCUGACCGUCGUCACCUCGAAGAGACGACGACUGACCUUCCUAGAAUGCCCCUCGGACUCCCUCGCCGCCAUGAUCGACGUUGCUAAGAUUGCUGAUAUUGUGUUGCUCAUGAUUGACGGGAACUAUGGGUUCGAGAUGGAGACAAUGGAGUUUUUGAAUGCCCUCAGCGUGUCCGGUAUGCCUGGUAAUGUCUUCGGCAUCCUCACACACUUGGACUUGUUCAAGAAGCAGAGCACAUUACGGAUGGCGAAAAAGAGGUUAAAACACAGGUUUUGGUCCGAGCUGUACCAAGGUGCAAAACUCUUCUACCUUUCUGGCGUGAUCAAUGGCAGAUACCCAGAUCGAGAAGUCCACAAUCUGUCACGCUUCCUGUCCGUCAUGAAAAAUCCAAGACCUUUGAUCUGGAGGAACAGUCAUCCUUACUGCCUGGCCGACCGGUUCCUUGACGUUACCCCUCCUACCGAAAUUGAGAAGAACGAAAAGUGUGACCGACAAGUCGCACUCUACGGAUACCUGAGAGGCACCAAUUUCCCCGCCGAACAGGCGAGAGUCCACGUGCCUGGAGUGGGAGACUUGACAGUGAAAGAGGUUGAGGCCUUACCGGAUCCAUGUCCGACUCCGUUCCUUGACCAAGCCAUCGCCAAAGCCACGGGGAAGUCCAAGAGACGGAAGUUGGAGGAGAAGCAAAAGGUGUUGUUUGCCCCCAUGUCUGAUGUCGGUGGUGUAUUGGUGGACAAAGAUGCUGUCUACAUCGAAGUCAAGACCAACACUUUCGAUCGUGACGCAGGUGACGGAGAGGAACGAGGUCUUGGAGAGCAGCUUGUGAUGAAUCUCCAAAGUGAACGUAAACUGCUAGGAGAAGUUGAUGCUGGAGUACGGCUCUUUCAGGGUGGUCGCCAACUUACUGGAGGAGACAAUGCAGAGGAUGAUAUGGGCCGAACGGUGAAGCGAGGCAUCCGCUCAUUUGACCAGUCAGGCGAUUUCACCACGCGCCUGGAGGAGGAUGAGGAUGAAGGCUUCGUCAGUGGCGAAGGCGAUUCCGAAGAUGAAGACGCUGACGACGAUAUCACUGAAUUCCCCGAGCAUACCGGUCGACCUGGCAUUGCCAAAGAGGAAGACACCGAUGCGGAGGAAGCUGAUGGCGACCUGAACUUUGCCGAAAGUGAUUCAGAUCUGGGAUCAAUUUCUGGUGAAGACAAUGGUGAACAAGAUCUGUCCGGCGAUGAGGAUGAGAUCGAUGAUGAUGAGGAACAGGAUGACGGUGGGCUUCGAUGGAAAGAGAAUCUCACUGAAAAUGCCAGGAAGUUGCAUGCCAACAAAGUGGCCUUCCGUGCGGCGGACCUCUCCAAGCUGAUGUAUGAUCUGACACUGUCUCCCUCGCAAGUCAUCGCGAAAUGGAAGAGUGAAGAGCAGCCUCAACCAGGCGCCGACGAAGAGGAUGAAGGGGAAGAAGGUGAUGAUGAGGAGGAUAUCUUUUUCAAGCGAGCAAAGACCGAGCAAGAAGCAGAUCUCGAGGACCGUCAGACCCCUUUGUACGACUACAACCGCUUGGUGGAGAAGUGGGAGGACGACGAGAGAAUCGAGGCUCUCAUGCCUCGCUUCACCAGGGCCUCCUUCGCGACUGGGGCCAAUGCAGACACUGACGAUGAAGACGAUGACGGAGGAGCCGAAGACGACGGGGAUGAAACAGACGAAGGAGAUGGCGAGUUCGAAGAUCUUGAAGCCGCCGCAUCGGAAACCGCCGAGGCCCAACAGGAACUGUCCCUUGAAGAGGAACGAGCUAGGAAUGCCAAACGAAAAGAAGAAUUAAGACUACGAUUCGAGGAAGAAGACCGUGAAGGAUUUGCUAAUGCAAAGAGCGAGAUCAAGUCAACAGAGCAGGAGUUUGGGGAGGACGAGUGGUACGAUGCUCAAAAGGCUAUGCUUCAAAAGCAGCUUGAUAUCAACCGUGCCGAAUUCGACAGCCUGGAUCCGGUGUCACGGGCCCGAGCAGAAGGAUUCAAAUCAGGCACAUACGCCAGGAUCGUGUUGGACAAAGUCCCGUACGAGUUCGUCCGAUCGUUCAAUCCGAAAAUGCCCGUCAUCAUCGGCGGGCUGGCUCCGACGGAGGACCGGUUUGGAUUUGUGCAAGUUCGAAUCAAGCGACAUCGCUGGCACAAGAAAAUCCUGAAAACGAACGAUCCUCUCAUCUUCUCGUUGGGUUGGCGGCGCUUUCAGACGUUGCCCCUGUAUUCGAUAUCCGACUCACGGACCCGAAACCGGAUGUUGAAAUACACGCCGGAGCACAUGCAUUGCUUUGGCACAUUCUAUGGGCCGCUUGUGGCUCCCAACACCGGAUUCUGCUGUGUUCAAUCGUUUACGAACGCCAACCCUGGAUUCCGCAUCGCUGCUACAGGAGUGGUGCUCAAUGUGGACGAGACGACGGAGAUUGUCAAGAAGCUCAAGCUGACCGGACAUCCCUACAAAAUCUUCCGCAAUACUGCCUUCAUUCGAGACAUGUUCAGUUCGUCAAUCGAGGUGGCCAAGUUCGAGGGUGCCGGCAUUCGCACGGUGUCUGGGAUCCGCGGCCAGAUCAAGCGGGCCUUGAGUAAACCUGACGGACACUUUCGUGCGACAUUCGAGGACAAGAUCCUCAUGUCUGACAUUGUAUUCCUGCGGGCGUGGUACCCGGUCAAACCCCAUCGGUUCUACAACCCAGUCACCAACUUGUUGGAUGCGCCUGCGAGCAAUGCCGUAGAUGCCACGGACGGGGAAGCACAACAGCUGGCUGAUGGAUCUGAUGGAUGGCAGGCCAUGCGUCUUACUGGCGCUGUUCGCGCCGCCAUGGGCAUACCUACACCGCUGGUCAAAGAUUCCGCCUAUUCAAAGAUUGAACGGCCCACGCGACAUUUCAACCCUCUGAAAGUGCCUCGAGCUCUUGCGGCAGAACUUCCAUUCAAAUCGCAAAUCACACAGCAGAAAGCCCGCAAAGCCCCGACCUAUCUUCAGAAACGGGCAGUUGUGCUAGGCGGCGAGGAGAAGAAAGCUCGAGACUUGAUGCAGAAGCUGCAAACACUGAGGAACGAGAAAGCGGAGAAGCGGGCGAAGAAGCAGGAAGAAAGGCGUGCUGUAUACCGCAAAAAGGUCGCGGAGAAUCUCGAGAAGAAGCACGAGCGAGAGAAGAAGGAGCGAGACGAGUUCUGGAGACGGGAAGGACGGAAGCGGAAGCCUGGAGAGGAGGAUGGUGGUGGUGGUGGUGGUAGAGGGAAACGUUCUAAACGAUGA